GACAAACGUAAUUAAAAUCUCUCCUGCUGCAUGGGCCAGGUCUCCCCCCCACAAGACUGUGAUAGGACAGGGGCGAGAGCAAUAGGACGAUCGACGUUGGCCGGCCGUGCCCCGUUGCAGUUUCGAGAGUAAAGGCAUUUUAGGUCACGCCGCGUCCCGCAGUGGACGUCAAUAAUUUAUGUGAGGGAAGGUCCUGCAACGUGGCUGCUCGUGAGGACAGCCAUUUGGCUCAAUUCUUCUAUAAAUAGCUAGCGAACUUACAGUUUGCAGUACGCAUUCACAAGCUCAUUUGCACCGUAUAGCUAGCAAACUAAUAUAGCCAUCUGGAAUUAUUCAAUAUCGGGAAACUCAGUUUCCAUCUACCGCCACAACUUUUUCCGGCGAAUCAGAACCACCCCCUAAGAGAGAAUGGCAUCCGGUAACAACGCAUUCCCACCGCAAACCCAAAAGGAGCAGCCGGGUUUGGAGUAUCUCAUGAACCCUCGCCCUCAGUUUGCUAACCCUGACUACAAGCCCUCCAAUAAGCUAUCCGGGAAGGUGGCAAUUGUAACUGGUGGCGACUCUGGUAUCGGGAGGUCUGUUUGCUACCAUUUUGUGAUGGAGGGGGCGACAGUAGCGUUCACUUAUGUGAAGGGCCCAGAGGAUAGGGAUAUGGAGGAAACACUUCAGAUUCUUCAAAGAGUGAAGAGACCUGAAGCCAAGGAUCCGAUUGCGAUUCCCACUGACGUGGGAGUUGACGAAAACUGCAAGCAAGUUGUGGACCAAGUGAUGAAGGCCUUUGGUCAGAUUGAUAUUCUAGUUAACAAUGCAGCUCUGCAGUACGAGGACGACUCAGUCGAGGACUUUAAUCCCCAGUUGAUUGAGAAGGUGUUCAGGACUAAUAUCUUUGCUCAUUUCUUCAUGAUCAGGCAUGCGGUGAGGCACAUGAAGGCAGGGAGUAGCAUCAUCAACACGACGUCGGUUAAUGCAUACCAUGGGCACUCCAAGCUGCUAGUGUACACAUCAACAAAAGGGGCCAUUUUGGGUCUGAUAAGGGCGCUGGCUCUGCGUCUGGCGGAGAGGGGCAUAAGGGUCAAUGGGGUUGCCCCCGGCCCCAUCUGGACCCCACUCAUCCCCUCCUCCUUCAAAGCCGACGAGAUCCCCAGUUUUGGAACCGAAACUACGAUGGGCAGGGCAGGUCAGCCACAUGAGAUUGCACCCUCCUUUGUCUUUCUUGCCUCUAAUGCUGACUCCUCUUACGUCACCGGCCAAGUCCUCCACCCUAAUGGAGGCAGCAUAGUCAAUGCUUAACAGGUUGCUUUGUGUACGUAGAGAAACAGACACACUAACAUGUGGAGAGGGAGGUCCCCUAUAUAAUAUCUACGUGUGUAUGCAUGUGUAUGUGUGUUUUUUACCUUCUGCCUUAAGAGUGGUAGCACAUAUGUAUCAUGUACAUUUACGAGUCGUCUGCUUUGUACGUCGGACUUGGGUUUGGGUGUAUGUUUCAUUCGAUCCAUGUACUCUUUUUAUCUGUAUGUUUCUUUGGAGCACUAGUUAAUGCAUCAAGGUACAUGCAUGUGCUAUCCAUUUAUAUGGAAUAAAUAAAGUAAAAAAUAAAAGUUAUAAAAAUAAAGAAAA
Molecule: messenger RNA, 1617 nt
Organism: Malania oleifera
Lineage: Eukaryota; Viridiplantae; Streptophyta; Magnoliopsida; Santalales; Ximeniaceae
Product: glucose and ribitol dehydrogenase-like
Exons: 4
Coding region: 409-1290 (293 amino acids)
Molecular function (GO): oxidoreductase activity
Source: RefSeq, a predicted model, not a curated record